GUGGGUAAACGAGCCAUGUUUUUGCGGUUGAAUAUGAUGUACGCGAAAGAGUAGCAAACAAGAUUCUGUUUAAUCCAUUUGUUUUCCCGUGUGAAGACAGUUCGGUGGGAUCUGUGACGAGUGUCAAACAAGUCGUCCAGACACCAACGAGAGGAAUUUUCUACGCCAUGUUUGGCCCUCUGCGUGCUGUGCUUGGCGGUCGCGCUUUUGCUUUUGAUCCGCAGAUUUUGACCUCGUAGUAGUAUCACUUUAGGCCCAGGUGUUGUGUGUUAAUUUGACACCGAUUAAUUUCACCUUCAUGUGAAGUGCGCGAUUCGCUGCUCAUCCAGGCGCCUUGGCUGAACUCCGACGUGAAUCCGAUGAGACCAGAAGCCCAGCUAUGUCCGAGGGGGAGAGUUGGCCGGGGGUAAUGGCCCUGCGGGGCACGGGAGCUCGUGGGGGCUAACGAGGCCCCGAGCAGGCAGCAUGGCCCAGUGGCCCCCUCGAUGGCGGCAGACGGCCCCCCACAGUUGAGAGCGGCAUCUCUGCCCCCCUGCCCCCUCGAGGAGGGAACCCCCAGCGCCACGGAGGAGAACGCUGCCGUCUGGCCACAGCAGCGGCAGCAGCACCAUAGUCAUGCAGCAGCGGCUGGCCACAGCAACACCACUACAGGCCCAACACGUGAUCCAGCACCAGAGCUGCUGCAGCGCUCCAAGGAUGAAACGGGUGCAAGUUUUGGCGGCAGUGCUGCUACAAUGGAAGCAGGCGCUCAGGGCAGUGGGAAACCCGGUUAUAUCCCCGCUGCUGUACACGUGCCCCCUGGCUGGCGUCGCUGUCUUGUCGAAGGCAAAAUUGUCUACUUUAGCCCAAGCAACCACCAGCUGCGGAGCCUGGACGAGGUGGCCAGGUACCUGCAGACGGACGGCGUGUGCAAGUGUGGCCUGGACUGCCCUCUCAGCCUUGAGAAAACGUUCAGCUUUGAUGCAGCGGUUCUCUCCCGACCCUGGUCACCCACUGCCAACGGCAGCGGCUGCAGGGUGCCUCUCCACGGCAGAGCUGCAUCAGCGAUUGCUGCCCUCACCACCACCACAGCCACCACCAGCACCACCAGCACAAGCAGCGCUGCCUGCCCAAGUUUGCCCACGUUCAGGCCCCCUUUGCAAACGGCAACAGUCACGGUGGCAUCUCCAUUGGCCAGGCCUGCGAGAAAAGAACCUGUCCGCAAGCGGAGCUCUCGUGCGAAACAGCGUGGCCCUUUUGACGGCGUCCUGGUGUCUCAGUUGUUGGCACAGCGUGACCAGAAUGCCCUACGGAAGCAGGCCGUCAGCAGUUGUGCUCCUGCAAACACCAACACCCCGGUGCAUUACACUAGCAGCAACACCAUCCCCGGUGCUAUGCCCUGGCAGGCUACUGGAUACUACCAGCCUCGCCAGGACACUGUAACCAUCCAGUGCAGCAAUACAAAUGCACAGGGAAGUAACAGCUUCCCUCCAGUGUCCGGAGGGAUGAGGAGAAUAGUUGCUCAGGCGAUCUGUUCACCUGCUCCUUCGGCACUGCAAACAAGUACCGGUACAAAUUACCAGUGUGCAAACUUCCCCUGUUGCCCAACCAAGCCUUCUGGCACUUCCUCCUCCUCUGGUCGAUCGAGAGGACAGAAGAAACUGCCCCGCACUAGAAUGCCGAAGUUGAGUGCCAUCAUAUCCAGCCGUGCAGUGUGUCCUAAUGUGGAUGUUGGCCAGAUGGUGGCAGCUACUGGUCACUCAACAACGAACACAUGUCACGGAGCUCGCCAGCACAACUGCUCCACCCACGAUGCUUCUUCCCCUGCUUCCACGCCAAAUGCGAUGGGCGGGCCUUCAAUUGGCCAGUGUAACACUGUGCACAUGGGUAGUACUGGCCAGCUCACCACCUGUAGGACCUCGUCAAAAGAAAUUCCUAUGCAGGUGCCACAGGUUGGGAGGCUGCCAGUCCUGAACGGAGGUUUGUCCAUGGCAUCGAUUCCUUGCAGCACUGCCAUGACAACUGCUCCUUUUGUCUUCACAAGUGCGCCCAGUGGUGGUGUCAUGAAUCAGGGAAGGGGCACCAUCAUGGUGCAGCAGGUCUACAGCCAGAAAAUGGCCAGCUACUCACCAAAUGAGGCUGCGAAGGGUAGCCAGGUGCUUCAGCACAUGAGCAGCGUAGUUCUUCCUCCUGGUACUGGAGGCCUCUCCGCACAACCCUUGAUCAUGGAAUCUUCACCGACAAUUGUCUCCAGUGGGCCCUUCAUCUCCCAGCUUGGUCAGGGGAUUCUGGGGCAAGCACAUCACACUCCCGGUCACUUUUCACCCCAGCAGCAGAGGUUUUCAGAAGUGCCUCGUAGUUGUGCAGAAUGCCCGGUGACCUCCACAACCCUGUGCACGUCCUCACUGUCAGCUCCACAGGUUCUGCUCAGCGGCAACCCCAGCUCCAGCAUCGUGCUACCACCUUCAAACCCUCCCCUGUCGGUUCCCAGUGUAACGACGGUGACAACCUCUGUGGCACAGAUGAUGCCCACAGUGGUGCAGCUCAUCAACCCUCUACCACUGAACCCGGUGCAGAAUGCGCUGCUCAUCCCGCAGCUUCCAACCCUGCGGCUGGACACCCUACCCACGUUCGGAGCCCCCGCAGGGCUGUUCAGUCCCGGCAGCACAUUCCUGUCAUCUUCACCGAUCCCGGUUCUUGGCUCGCCCGUGGGUUCGGACACAUCCCCCGGUUCGUCCCUGCUGGGUCAUGCCACACUGCAGCCGUCCUCCUAUGUCGAUUCAGCGGGACAGGUGCGAUCACGCGAUGCAACGGUGGCUGCGUCUCGGACGUUGGUGACAGCCAAUUUCACACCCGGUACCAUGCAUGCCUUGUCGGCCACCCCUCAUCCACCGCAGCAGCAGUCCUUCUACACAACGGAUGCAGUCAGUGGCAUGGUGCAGACCGGUGCGGUUCAUCACAGCGGCGGUGCUGCUCUGGCUGGUGCGCCUUGCAUGUCCUGUGGACCGGCUCCAGUGACUGAGUCUGUGUGCGACAGUGCCUCCUGUCGUCUGGGCCUGGCCAAUGGGGAUGAUGGCACUUCCAAAGCCAAGUGUGGAGUGGCAGAAGUGGGCCGGGGGCCAGUGAAUAUGCUGAGCCUGACAGUGUCAAGUCUGCAACAGGCAGGCCUGCCCACAGUGACAGUGUUCCCGGCCGGGCAAGGCUCCGUCGUCCAGUCGGCGCCCCUGCUCAACUAUGGGACCCUGCCCUCUGUGAGCCCCCCACAGCUGGUCAUGGGCAUGAUGCCAUCCCUGGGUCUGCUGGGCAUGCCCAUGCACAAUGUUGUCACAGCGCAGCCACAGCCCAUCACUGUGCUGCAGGAACGAUGUCCAACCAUACAACAAACCCAGCAGCAUCUGCAAACUCAGCUGCAGCCACAGCCUCAGCUGCAGCCACAGCCUCAACUGCAGCCACAGCCUCAACUACAGCCGCAACUUCAGCUGCAGCCACAGCGUCAACUACAGCCACAACCUCAACUACAGCCACAGCCUCAGCUGCAGCCACAACCUCAGCUGCAGCCACAACCUCACCUGCAGCCACAGCCUCAGCUGCAGUCGCAGCCUCAGCUACAGCCUCAGUUCCAACUACAGCCUCAAGUGCAGUCACACUUUCAACUCCAGCUUCAGCCACAGUUACAGCCACAUUUACAGCCACAGACACAGCCCCAGUUGCAAUCGCAGUUGCAUCCACAGGUUGAUUCACGGCUAACAUCACAGCCAUCUCCACCACUACCAUCACCACGACAGAUGGCGUCAGACCACCACAAGCUCAUUACAGCCAUGGCACCCAUAGAACCUUCACAACAAUCAAUGGUAAUGCAGCAUGGUGGCACAACAAAUGCUGAAGAUAGCUCAGAUGUAGAGCUUGAUGCUCCAGUAAUGUGUUUCGAGGCUGAAAGAGAACUGUCAGCGGAGGAGUGCAAGACAGGGUUCCUCAAUGACGAAGUGGAAUUUACAACAGCAACAACAGCUGAGGCCAACCUAUCGGCCAGCGAAGAUGAGGCAGAUGAACAGUUGCGAAGGCCUAGCAGUCUGGGUUUUCCAGCACACAUGGACAUGGAUGUGCCAGCGUUUGCAAAUGUGGAUGUGCCAGUGUCUUCAGAAAAUGACGGUACACAUGCGCACAGUGUUGGGGUGCAGAGCCUCUCUGUGGAAGCAGGCGAAAGCAGCCCAUCAGUGUCAUCCACCGUUCCCAUCCAAGCAGGACCGACCCGUGAAGUGAGUCGGGCACAUUUUGAGUGGGCUGCUUAUGGAACUGAACAGGAAGGCCACAUAUCGUCCAGCACAGAGACAGGUGAUGACCCUGGCUGUGCUGCUUCGGUGGACUCGAGCCAGCUGCAGCCGAGGCAGCAUGAGUGUGCCGGUGAAGAGACCCUGGUGGGGGAAGGGCAGCCUUCCAUGGGGGGGACAAGCAGUAGUGGGGAUUCAGGAGUGGAGUCCAGUCAUGAGUUGCAGCGGACAAACAUGACCUGUGCGGAGUCAUUAGAGAGUGAUGUCAGCAGUGUUACUAAGCAGAAGGCCAAGAAGGACCCGAAGCGUAGAAGGCGGGAACUGCUUUUCCUUACCCAGGAUGAGUUUAGAGAUGACUCGGCUGCAGAGGACGAGCGAGAAUCUCCUCCCCUGCCUCCACAGCCACGCACAUUUGACAUUGGGGACUUGGUGUGGGGCCAGAGCAAGGGCUUUCCCUCUUGGCCGGGCAAACUGGUGCGACCAGACCAAGUACGGGGCCACCACAUCAUCUCCGAAGAUGGCAAGCUCUGGGUUCAAUGGUUUGGUGACCACACCUUCACCCAAGUGGAGCCAGAGAAGCUGAAGACUUUGUCUGAGGGGCUUGAAGCUCACCACCGGGCCCGCAAGAAGCACCGCAGGGGUCGCAAGCUGAAUGGCAACCUGGAAAAUGCCAUUCAGGAAGCCAUGAUGGAACUGGACCGACAGACUGGCACCGUGCUUCCCUGACCAUCACACCUCCACUUUUUACUGCUGCUGUCAUCACCUUUCAUGUACUGCAUUCAAAAUGAGCUGCUGUGCCCAAGCAUAUGCUAGGUCAUGCUUGGUGAUGGUACACUGGCACCACGUGGCAUUGCUCUUGCCGAAUUGUAAGGAUUCUUCCUUUAUUCUAAUAACACUAAGAGCCGCCUUUGUACUUGGUCUAGUUGUUCUACCCUUGAUGUGUUUGAUGCUCAUUAUGAACUGACUAACAUCAAAUCAACAUCUGGCCACAAAGAAAAGAUGACAGAGCUUGGCAGUGUGUUUUGAGAACUGCACAUACUGAGACACAAUAGCCUAGACAAGAACAAGAUGUCAAAAUUCGUAUGCUCUUAGAACUAAGAAAGAGAGUAAGACAGCAAGGAAAAAAAGAAAUGAGGGGCCAUAUUAGAACGUUGAAACUCCUUAUUACAAUAGCGCAUUGCAAUGUGCUGUUUGGUGCCACUGUCCAAGCAGGAAGCAUGCUCUCUUGCUCGUGCUUGUGGCAUUAAAGUUCAUGCAGAGUGUGAUGGUUCACAGACAUACUUGUGCAGCUUCGUUCCCCAGAAGUAUAAUUGCCUCUUGUUCUAGCUAUUUAGCUCCGAGCCAUUCAUUGUUUCCCCCACCAGCUUAACUGCAUUUGUUGUCUGCCUCAAGGAGUAUUCCUUAAUGUCUUGGGAGAGGAACUGUAGUGCUUUGAGGCCGGUGACAUGGCAUCAGAACGUCUACAUAUAUUUAUAUAUAUUGAUCUACAUAUAUUGAUUGAAACACGGGCAGGCACUCGCUCAUUGUGACUAUAAGUUAUGGAAAAAUGAGUUGAGGCGCUCUCAGUCAAUUGAAUUGCUCGUGUGGCAUAUGUGAUAAAGCAAAUACAGUUGCCGAGUGAUUUUUCCGACACGUAGGGGUCUACCAAAAUGUCCUAAUAAUGGGGCAGUAAGAAAACACAGGAUUUCGACAGUAAAAUUAUCUUCUUGGUUUGUACAAUACAAACGUUGUGGCAUAUUUAUUUAACGAAUUUUGCUCAGUCUUGUGCUUGUUACAAAUAAUAAUAAUAAUAAACUUUGGUCGUCACAAGAGUCGAUGACCAAGGUUACUGUUUGCUGCCGAAUCGAUGAAAAUCUCUUUGCAGCAGCUGUUUUUUAACUGGUAAAGCCGGCAAAUAAUCUCGCCAACAAAAAUGGAAGUACGGGCAGCAACCUGAACGGCAAUAGCUUUCAUCACAGCUGGCAUGCUUGUGACAUUGUAUGCGCAUAUACUAUGACCAAAAAUUCAGCAACACACCGAGCAGCACUCAAAAUUUCACUCUCUUUUUUGCAUUGGUUCAGUGGCAAAAGUAUAGUGCCUCACGCAUGGCUGAAUGAUCGAGCAGGUCUUAAAAAUUUGUCAGGGACUGUAGUAAUGCCUCCUACAAGAAGUCGCAUCAUAAGAAAGGGUGCAUAGUGUCACUCCUGUAAGAUGGUCGAGGGUGUCUACUCUGGCAUCACAUAGACAUGAAGGGGAUUUCUCGUACAAACUUUUAUGUAGAUGCAUCAACAAGCAAAAUGUCUUCUUGAUGUUGGAGUGUUCUACCAUAACUUCUUUAUUAUGGUCACUUAUGAGCACAUCUACCAGGCCAUCAGACAAAUUGUUUCAGUGCUCUCAUUGAACAUCGAAGUCUCUCUCAAUUUUUGUGAUGUGCCUCUGAAGAACACUUAAAAAUGCUUUCCUAUUUAUUUAUUUUUAAUAAGCAAGGUUGUGGGGUAGUAGUGAGUUUAAACUGUAUAAACGUUGCUCUAUUAAGUGCCAGCCCUGCUUAACAUUGUCUUAAUUUAUUCCUUUUAUCAACGUUGGAUCUCUUGUUUCAUUUUAGUCAUUGUUGCAAGCUGCUGUGUUUCAACUACAUUUGAAUUCUGGUGUAAAAAGAAAAAUAUGUUGUGGCGGGUGCAUUAGUAUCAGCCGAUCAUAGCUGUAGGUUCUCCCCAAGACAUUAUUGAAGACUCUGUGUUCAUCCCCCACCUCCAAUCCCACAUCCCUUUGCUUUCAACAUGUAGCUUGUAGAGAACAGGUUGAGCUUGCUACACAUCUGUACAGUAGAGAUUUGGAGAGAAUGAUAAGUUGAAUACAGAGAAGGAGUAAGAGAAAACUAUGAAGAGUGGAGAUCUUUUUAUACAGAUGCUAUAUAAAUAUAUAUAUAUAUAUAUAUACAUAUAAAUAUAUAAAUAUUAUAAAUAUUAUAUAUAUAUUAUAUAUGACAGCGUUGCUGUUGACGUUUGCUGUUCGUCGUUUGUUCAGUCAUUCUUUUCAAGCUUUUUUUUUAAACGCAGGGCACCCACUUUCCCUGUUUCAAUUCCCCUUCCCCCCUCCCCCCCCACAUAAACUUCCUGCCUGUUGAGGACAGUUAGUCCUAAAAAUUGUUUUCACAUUUUACAUUUUUCCAGCUGUGAGAUUGAAUGAUGUUUGAAGGUGGUCAGAGUGAUGCUCAGUGAUGGAUUUUGCUUGUUUUUUGGUUUAGCUUUUUGUGUAGACGUAUACUAAUCUUGAGAUGGUUGAUUCUCCCUGUGUUCUUUCUUUCUGUUUCUUUUUUUGUUACGGAGGCUUGCCAAAGAAGGUGACAGAGAGGGGCAGCCAGAAGUUGUGCUUGAGCUCUGCCAUUAUGCGGAUCUUUAAAUGUGGUGUUGGCAGCAUUUCUAAGUUGCCCUUGAAAUUUCCCUAAAUUGCAACAUGUUCUCAAUUAAAACACUAUCGGCUGCUUGGGGUAAAAGUAAUUUUAUUUGCAUGGGCAAAGAAAAGUAGCUGAGAGCUAGUGAACUUUAGGGUCUUGCAGCCAUGAUCAAUAUAAGAGGGAAUUAUGAAAUUGUUUUGAAUCAGCAGUUGCUCACAAUAUAGGGGUUCGAACCUGGUAUGUAAACAUGUAGCAAAUAGCUUUUACAUUUGGACAUUUUUCUGCAUAGAACAUCUAUAUGUUUGGCUCAGAUGUUGAAUCAUUGUUAGCUGUUGAAUGAAAAUUGGAAUGUUCCUUAUCAGAUAUCUUGCUCAUGGAGGUUCAUUUCGUGUCUGAUUUUAAUGGGGCAUGAUAUCUUGGAAGAAGCUGAAUAUUUUCAUGGUGUGGACAAACAGUGUGGAAAUUAGGUCUGCAGUCAUGACUUGCACAUGCAGCUAACAAAGUUAUGUGCUUUUUCAUUAGCUGCAAGCAAAAACUACAUGUUAAUAAAGCUUUCUUUUGGAAAAUGCACACUCCAUAACAUUUUUGUACCAGCUUUACAGUAGGCGAAUGCAGCUGAAAAACCAAUUGAAUCGUACAGUUCCCGAAAAUGCAUGAAAUUUCCCACUUUUAUCUUGCACUGAAUUUUUGCAUGUAAUAUGCUGACUGAGCAUAUGUUGUCCCAUAUAUGGUUCACUUUUGCAUCACUCCGAAAUAUUGAAUAGAAGGGACCUCGUCUCAUAAAAAAAAGAAGGCAUAAAAGUGUGGUUUAUUUUUAGCCAGCAAAAUAAGGCAUAUGUGACCGCAGCAUUGAUGUAUAGUCCUCACCUCUGGCGUUAUUGAUAUGAACUGCAAGGAUAAGUGCAGGUCAUUAUCAGGAGGUGAAGGGUUCAGCUUCAUGUUACGAAUAGGGUGAUGGCAUUGGGAUACCAAAGUAGUAUAUACAGCUUUGUUUUUGAUGCUGACAAAUUUAUUUUGGCACUGAAAUGUCAUCUUAGCAGUGAAAUACAUUAAGGCUGCACAUGUGAGGGUGCUAGACUCGCACCAUAUCAUGUUGUAGCUAAGCAACGACACCGGCUCCUGUUGUCGUUUGUGUCAUGUGGGGAACUCGAUCACCAGGACAUGACACAUUGUGCGGGGAAAACAAACAUCAAGGUGUGCAAGAGCCUAGGGUCCCCGCACACAGUAAAAAAUGUUGCUGCUAUCCCACAUGGCACCAUUUUCAAAAGGUAUGGUCAAUUUAGUGUUUAGCCAUUUUUGCAUUACAAUGCAAAUUUUCAUCUAAUAACGCCAGCCUCUUAAAGGGCGACUCCGGCGUUUUUUUUUAACCAUAGUAGGAUAUUGUCACUUUUCAAAUGGCAUUGACAGUCCUGUUACCAGUGGGGUAGUUCAGUUUGCUUAAAAACUCAUGAAUCAUUUUAAAUAACCAAUAAACGAGGUACUGUAACUGAGACAGGUAGCUGCUUUAUGUGACGUCUACGACAAGUCUAUGACAUCAGACCCUACGCUGCCGUAAUGUAACCAUGCAGAAUGUGUGCUAAACAUGCAAUACACGUGGUGCUAAUGCCAAAAAAGUGAAGAUGACAAUGUCUUCUGAUUACACAGGGAGCUUUUCCUGAUCUUUUGAACAAGACAGCAGCAAUUUCAGCGAUGAUAUGAACUCUGAGGGAUCGAUCGCCAUUUGCUUUUCACCUGCCGCAGCUGUACAAGGCAGCUGAUGAGCCCCAAAUACAAUGCUUAGUGCUACGGCAAGAUGAAGAGAAGCACCAGUUUUGUUGUCUGUCAAAACAAUGAUUGUCCGUUGUCAUGGCGUAGAAGAAGGAGUCAGCUUUGUCGUUUCUGGGCCAGUUGGUGAUGUAUACUCUGAUGUCACGAAUACAUGGUGGCCGGAAAAAAUCGUACAUUCGUGGCAUGAGUCGGGAAUAUGUAACAAAUAUUUAAAAUCCAUUUUCAGGAAAACUAAAUUACUUGCAGUCAUAUCGUGUGGCACAGAUAAUCAGAUUGCAAAAGAGAAUAUAUAUUGAAAGUUAUGUUAAGGUCAGUGGACAUCGAAAAAUCACCAGAGUUGCCCUUCAAGCAAAAAUACUCUGGUGCUCGUCAUUUUGCAAGUUUUGGUACUUAAUUAAGAUCGAAUUGUCUUUAGGCUAAUGUUGUUGAAAAUGAGUGUUGCUAGUAAAUGACCUGUGUCGAAGGUAGUCUUCUUAGCACACCAGUGGUGCGAUCAGUUUUGAAUGAAUGGUUUCGUCUUAGACUUGCUGUGAAGAUGUUAGCCACACAGCAUGCUGCACAGUGAGCAGGCCUUGUGCAACACCACUGGCAGCAAAUUUUUUAACUUCUGCGUCUCACAGCUAUAUUAGAGAGAAAUAACUGCUGUCACUUUUCAGUAUUGGCUUUCUUAUUUGGAAUCACAUGUUGGACGCAAGCAUCAAUGCGCACAUGUUCCACUGGCAUACAGUGUUGCUGCACUUGGGUGGCAACCACUUCUUCACCACAUCCACAUUUUCGGUGUUGGUGCUUCCAUUUCACGCUGUGCAGUGAACGUACAGUGAUUUCUGCUAAAGUGUGUUACAUGCUGCUACCGGUGAAAAAAAGGCGCUGGAAAUGCAUUUGUUGUAGCUGCUUAGAGAAUUUGAAUCUCAAUUUCUGACAAGGUUUUUGCCUUGCUGAAGGUUUGUUGAAAAUGAUUUUGUCUUGCCUUUAACAUGGUGGUGAUGCAAAAUUUUCAGAUUGUGAUAUCUGCUUUACUUUUUAUUGAGCAAUAAAUUCACUAUCUUUAGGCAGAGCAGUAAAUAUCGUAUGCACCGGUGGCCUGAAAUGAUUUCUACCCUAACAUUUAGCAUUGGUUUGUGAUGGCAAGGAGUAAACUAUAACAUCUUUUGUAGGUAUGGUACAUUAGACAGAAGCAAUAUCAGUUGACACAACUGUGACUGUGGAAAACCCUGUUGUCUGCUCAUCUCCAUGUGGGGUCAUGCCACUUCAUAUUAUUUCACACCUUGAAAUGAUGAUGCAGUUACGACGCUAUUGGCAGGCUCUCCAGUAUGAGCCAGCUCAGAUUCCUUAUCUUUGAAACAAAAUUAUCAAAACAAUCUUUGAAACAAACUAAUCUCAUUUCACUCAGCUAAGUACAUUCACGUUUUCAUAAAGUUUGAGUGCAGCUGGUAGUGACAUGUUUUUUUUUGUUUUUUUUUUUUCACAGGUGCGUGUCUUAGUUUUGUUACCAAGGUUUUACUGAGUGAUGAUCAUAGAAGCUGCAAGAGUCAGAAAUGCGAGAAGUUACUGUCAUCUUGCUUUAUUUUUAUCAUAAUUUUUUUUAACAUCUGCUUUACCAGUGCUGUCCCGAGUGCCAUGAAUUGCCGUUUGCAACCAAGUCCUGACAGUGCUUCGUUUUAGUCAAUCUCUACUCUUCACCAAAACAGGUGGUUACCCUCUGUGCUGCUUUCUUCACUUACUCCUAAAACUUGACAUCAGGGCUGGUGCAGAACCUGUAGGAAAGCAUGUUGUUGGGAGAUGUGCGAGUACGUAGUCGUAUGUUUGACCUUUCUGUGGCAUUUUUUUGUUAACUGAGGGAUGGGUCGGUUGGAACUUGGUUGUCGAGCCUCCUGGCAUGUGGUUUUGUUUUUGUAACCAGCUGUUUAUGCUUGUUUGUUUGUGGAUUUUACACAUGGACUGCAAUUGAACUGCACAAUAGGGCUUCCCAGCUCUGCACAUGCCGCUGUGUGCGCACACACUGUGCACACAUACCAUGUUUUGAAAGAGGUUACUUUUUUUUUCAAGUCUUUUUUUUCUGUUCAGUUCUUUCUCUGGCAGGAAUGUUGGAAGUGAGAUGCUAUAUUGUUUUACACAGUACAACAAUAAAAAAAGAUGGAAUGCAAA
Messenger RNA from Dermacentor andersoni, 11535 nucleotides. RefSeq lists its product as uncharacterized. Gene Ontology annotation, molecular function: DNA binding; chromatin binding. Gene Ontology annotation, cellular component: chromocenter; nucleus. The record is from RefSeq and is a predicted model, not a curated record. NCBI's taxonomy places the organism in Eukaryota, Metazoa, Arthropoda, Arachnida, Ixodida, Ixodidae.